Drosophila albomicans is the source of this 7539-nucleotide messenger RNA. RefSeq names its product mitogen-activated protein kinase kinase kinase-like. Gene Ontology annotation, biological process: protein phosphorylation. The transcript has 11 exons. Gene Ontology annotation, molecular function: JUN kinase kinase kinase activity; ATP binding; protein binding. The coding region runs from base 830 to 4684 and encodes 1284 amino acids. The record is from RefSeq and is a predicted model, not a curated record. Lineage: Eukaryota; Metazoa; Arthropoda; Insecta; Diptera; Drosophilidae.
AUCGUAUCAUCGAUAGUUGUCAUCGAUGUUUCGCCACCUCUAGUCCGGCAGUCUAUCGCCCGUCGAUUUUCUGAAGUUUUUCUCUCCUACCAAAACCAACACAAGUGUUUUUUAUGUUUUAAAAAAAACAUACGAAAAGCGAAAUCAAUCACUGCUAACAUUACGAGCUUAGCAAACGAAAUUGAGACAAACAAACCUCAACAGCACAGUCGCCAAACGAUGUAAAAACAAUGCUUAAAAACGAAACGGGCCAACAACAACGAGCAGCGAGCAGCAGAAGCUACAGCGAACAACAGACAAAAAGACUCACAUACACACACUAACGCGCAAGAAACGCAAAAAGAAACGAGAAAAAAUAAAAUCAAAAAAGAGAAAAAAAGAAAAGCAGCAGCAGCAGCAAAUUUAUGCGAAAAGAAAAAGCAAGAGAGAGAGAGGGAGACAGAGGUGCGUGCUAUGCUGCUGCCUGAUACCAACAAGAAGAGUUCUGCAAUCAGUUUAAAGUCAACACAAGAGCUGGGAUUCCAAUUGGAACUUGCCAGCAGCAGCAAAAACAACAACAAUACAAACGUAUUCAAGCUGCGUUGUCGUUGCCUAUUACAAUUUUAGAGUGUGAGUGUGUGGCCUCUGAUUGUUUUCUAUUGUGCGUGCGUGCGUGCGUUUCUUGCUUGUUGCUGCAAGGGGGCGGGGUGGGCGACAAGGUGCAGUGAAAUCGCUGCUCUGCAAUAACAACAACAACAACAAUAAGAAGGCGGCAAACAACAAACCAACUUGGCUUUUGAUGCGGAUGCGGCAAAUCGUUUAGCAACAGCAGGAGCAGCAAGCACUGGCCAUGCUCCCCAUCAGCGAGGAGCAGCACGUUGACAAUGGCAACAACAACAAUCAGAAACAACUGCAUCUGCAACAACAACAACAGCAACACAUUCUCAAUGCCGAUGAUGCGGCCGCCAAUGGUCUGGUGGUGGAUGAGGAUGCCGCAUUGGCAGCGGACGCCAGCCUCUGGACCGCAUUGUAUGACUAUAAUGCCCAAGGCGAGGAUGAGUUGACGCUGCGUCGCGGUCAAAUUGUUGUGGUGCUCUCUACGGACAGCGAAGUCUCAGGCGAUGUCGGCUGGUGGACGGGCAAGAUCGGUGAUAAGGUUGGAGUCUUUCCGCGCAACUUUGUGACGGACACAGAUCCCAUGCAGUUGCCCCAUGAAAUUGAAUACAAGGAGCUGGACAUCAAAGAGGUCAUUGGUUCCGGUGGCUUUUGUAAAGUGCAUCGCGGCUACUACGACAACGAGGAGGUGGCCAUUAAGAUUGCCCAUCAGACCGGCGACGAUGACAUGCAACGUAUGCGUGAUAAUGUGCUGCAGGAGGCGAAACUCUUUUGGCCACUGAAACAUCGCAAUAUUGCCGCAUUGCGUGGCGUCUGUUUGCGCACGAAACUGUGUCUGGUCAUGGAAUAUGCACGUGGCGGUAGCUUAAAUCGCAUUCUUGCCGCUGGCAAGAUACCACCAAAUGUCUUAGUGGAUUGGGCCAUACAAAUUGCACGCGGCAUGAAUUAUUUGCAUAGCGAGGCGCCGAUGUCGAUCAUCCAUCGCGACCUGAAGUCAUCCAAUGUGCUCAUCUACGAAGCCAUCGAGGGCAAUCAAUUGUAUCACAAAACGCUGAAGAUUACCGAUUUUGGACUGGCACGCGAAAUGUACAACACACAGUGCAUGAGUGCGGCGGGCACAUAUGCCUGGAUGCCGCCCGAAGUCAUCAGCCGGAGCAUGUACUCGAAAUCCUCGGAUGUGUGGAGCUAUGGCGUGCUGUUGUGGGAACUAAUCACUGGCGAGACGCCGUAUAAAGGUUUCGAUCCGCUCUCCGUGGCCUAUGGCGUUGCUGUGAACACGUUAACGUUGCCCAUACCAAAAACCUGCCCCGAAACGUGGGGUGCACUCAUGAAGAGCUGUUGGGAAAGUGAUCCCCAUCGAAGGCCCGAUUUCAAGAAGAUUAUCGAGCAGCUGGAGAGCAGCGCUUGUUCGUUGUUUACGCUGACGCCGCAGGAAUCGUUUCAUCAGCAGCAGGAGCUGUGGAAAAAGGAGAUUGCCGAGGUGCUGCACGAUUUGCGCGAAAAAGAAAAGGAACUGCGCAACAAGGAGGAGCAACUGGUGUUGAUGCAAAAGAAGCAGGUGGAGAAGGCCAACAAGUUGCAUCAACUCGAGGAGCAGCUGCGACAGCGUGAGAUCAACAUACUUGGACGCGAGCUCAUCAUGCAGCAGGUGCAGCCGGUGCCAUCGAAACGCAAGCCCAAAAAGAUCAAGAAGAAAGCACAGAUCUCACUGCCCACGGGUUUUCGGCACACAAUUACGGCUGUCUGCGAUAAAGUGGAGCCUCCUGGUUCGCCCUCGCUCUCCGGAUUGCGCAUUGUAGCACUGACUGAUGGGCACAAGAACAAGACGUGGGGACCGUCGACAAUGCAUCAGCGUGAGCGCUCAUUGCUGCCGCCGCAGCUCGGUGGCCAGGCGCCCGAAUGGCCACCGCAAAGCUCAACGCACUCAUCAUUCAGCAAAAGUGCGCCUAAUCUCGACAAGAAGCAACUGACUCCGGUUGCUGCCAAUGGGGGAGCGAUGAUGAUGGUGCCACAUACCUUGGUGGGCAGCUCCAAUGUGGGCAGCAUUGCUGUUGGCUCAGGAGGAGUAGGAGUCGGUGGAGGAGGAGGAGGCAGUGGAUCGGCGCCAACAACACCAAUGUAUUUGGGUGGCAGUGUGGCGGCCAUUGGAGCGGUGGGUGCUGGUGUGGCGACAGGCUAUCAGGGAAACAACGACAAGGACGAUUGGCGCUCGGGGGCAACCAACAUGCCGAUCAUGUCACCAUCGCCGUAUCUCCUCAGUCGCUUCACCACCAACGUCCCGCUGCCCACCUUAUACGCGGGCGAUGCGGCUCGAAAGCCCAAGUUGUCGGUGAUUGAACUGCUGCUGUACAACAUGGCAUCGCUGCUCGCCGGCGUCGCCGCCGGCUACGAUGUGCGCAUGUCCAAUGUGUCACCGGUGCAUCCCACGCUGCUCAGCGAGUUGCCUGCACUGAAGGCAGCACCAAAGGCGGCGUGUCUGGAGUUGCAGGAGCAGGAGCAGCAACAAUCACUGUUAGAGUCGCAGUCGCAGGCGCUGACACGGCAGGAGGAACAUGACGAGCAGCAAGUGGAUGGAACAACUAGGCAGCUCAAUCAAAUAUCAAAUGCGCCAAGAUAUGCUCCGCUGUCGGAUGCGCUGAUGACGGCGUCGUCACAGAAGCCACAGAACUUGGCGCAACGUCGCGUUGGCGGCAGCCAACCGUAUUACACGCCCGUGCAACGCACGCCGCAGCAUCAGUUGCACCAACAACAGACGCAACCGCAGUCGCAACAACCACAACAACAACAACAACAGCUAGUGACUGCCACUGUGGCAGCACAAGUUGGUGCCGCCGCUGUGAUGGCGCCACAGACUGUGGCUGCACUUUAUGCCGGCUCCCAGCCGCCGACGCCGUCGCCACGUCGUAAGCUGAGCAGCAGCAGUUGCAACAAUCCAACAACAACAACGGGUGGCGGUGGCAAUGACGGCGUCUUCGAGGAGUUUCGCGUGGGCGGCGGCAUUGGACCGCCGCCGCUUUAUGCGCCCGCCGAUUAUCUGCGCAACGGACCCAGUUAUUCCAAUGAUGGCGGCGGCGGCGGCUAUCGCAAUGGUUACUUUGGUUCCAAUUAUUUUCCCUAUCGGCCGGAGCUGAACUUUACGUACGAACGCGAUUGCAAAUCGUAUCCGGAUUACAGCUACGAUUACAAUCAUCGGCUGCCGGAUUACUAUGACUAUCAUCAUCAUCACCAUCACCAACAGCAGCAGCAGCAACAGUAUGAGGCAGCGUCAGCAGCUGUUGUUGUGCCACUGCAGACGCGCACGCCGCCGCCGCGUGUGCCACAAAUGGGCGUGACAGCGGGCGGACAUCGACGCACACCGUCAACGGUGUCGAACAAUUCGAAUGUGCUGCUGGAGCAUGAGGAGCUGAUGUACGAUUACAACAAUCUCAAUUUGAAUGUGCAGCUAAAUGUGGAUUACGAUGGCAGCGGAGGUGGAGGUGGUGGAGGGGACACAACCAGUUUGCCACCAACUGUGGCAACAGCCGCAACGCUUACCAAACAAGAUUUGUAUGCGAUUGGUUCGCCUAAGCUCAUCAAUCGGAUGUUGCACAGUCCGCUGGCCAAAAGUAAAUAUGCGCCCGUGACGCGACCAGCGAGUUUGCCCUUUGAGCAGCAUGCAAUCAGCUAUCAGCAACAGCAGCAGCAACAGUUGCCACCACAACAACAACAGCAGCAACCACAACAAUUGCAACUGCAACCAGGCAAACUGCGCAGCUCGAUGAAAAAGUACAACAGCAAUGGGGGCAGCAGCAUCUCAUCGCAGCAGGGCACGCCCACAAAUCCGACGCCGCCGGAUUCAUUGACCAGCGACGAUAGUUCGUAUCUGAGUGCGAAGGAAGGUUCGAUUGGUUCGCAGCACAGUCGCGUUCGCUUCAGUCCCGAGGCGUAUCUCGAUGCCAAUUUGCCGCUGCUGCCACGUCGCAUGACCACCUCACCCAGCAGCAGCAGCAAUCCGGCAAUCCAACAGCAACAACAGCAACAUCAACGACAUCAUCGUCAUCAUGGCUCCAGCGCCAGCACACCAUCGCCAUCGGCCUCGUCGUCAUCCUAGCAGGCGCGUCUGGCGCUAACUUUGCAGUUGGCGCGUAGCCCGGGCGCAGACGUCGUUGGCGUCGCUGGUGGCGGCGGCGGCGGCGGCGUUGGUGGCGCCUCCAGUUUGGCACUGGGUCUGGCGUUGCAUCAGCAGCGGGUGCCCUAUCGCUGGUAUUCGGGUGCAAGGCGAUCGCGGUCCGCACACUACGAGUAUCGACUCUGAGCGGCGAGGAAGCGAUAGCAACGGGAGCGACGGAGCAGAGCGGGAGAGAGAGUGGACUACAGCGAUAAAGACAGAGAGAGGUAGAGAUAGAUAGAUAGAUGGAAAGAGGGAAACAAAAAGAAAGAGAGAGAUAGACAGUGAGAGAGAAAGAUAGAGAUGAAAAGAGAGAGAUGGAAAGAAAGAGAGAGAUGGAAAGAAAGAGAUAUAGAAAGGGAGAGACGGCAAUAGAAUGAUCGAGACAGAGAUAGAUAGAGAGAGAGAGAGAGGUCAAUAGCGUGAUUGAGAAAGAGAGUGCGACUGGCAGAGAGCGAGCAAAUUUUUUGUAUAGUACAUUUUAUACCUCAUGCAAGCGUACAUUAGAGCGAGAGCGACAGAGAGUGAGAGAGAGAUGGAGAUGUAGGUGUAGAAUCAACAUUGUAAAUGUAGAGGGAACACCGAAGUUCUCUGGCAGCAACAACAAAUUUCUAUAGGUUUUUAUAAUUCCGUUAGUUCGUCAACGUUCUGCAAACUUUCCUAAAUUUCUUGCAACUAGCAAAAUUUAUUCAAUGUCUUUCUGUUCCACAUCCCAACGUGACUUUCAGACAUUUUCCAUAAAAAUCGUCAUUUUGUUGCACCAUAACCUCACUUUUGCUAUAUCCAGGCUGUCCAGAGACUUCACCUUCAGCCAAUGUGCGUCUGUACAUACAUAUAUAAUAAUAUUAAAGAAUUACAAAAGUAUGUUCAGUUGAAUUCGACAUAUAUACAACCAGUACAUAAGUAUAUAUAUACUGUAUAGUAUAGAAGACAUAUGCGAUUUGUAUAUUUUAGCCCUCAAGUUGUUCACACGCAAAAUAUUAUGUACGAAUAUUAAACGUAUUGUAUAAGUUUAUGCUACAGUUAUAUACUAUAUAGACACAUACAUAUACAUAUAUAUAUAUUGCCAUCCCCGACUUGUGCGAUUUGCCUUAAAUAUAGCGUGAGAAUUAACAAGAUAUAUACUAUGUGGUGUGUGUGUGCAUGAAUAACCCACGAAUAUCCCCCUCUCCUCGGGCGAAAUACUCAGAAACAAAACAACAGCAUCAACAAAAAAAGCCUUAUGUAUGCCGAUACAUCUCCGACUGUCUCCAAUUGCGUUACGCCUUAAGCCACGCCCCUCGAACAACAAUAAUAUAGGAGAGAACUAAAAUAAAAAAAGAAGAUAGCUAGAUAGCGACAAAGAGAGAAAGCAAAUAACAACAACAAACACACCAAUAACUCCAUUUUUAAGUCUGAACAAAUUAACGUUUAUAUAAAGAUCUAGAAAUACAUAUAUAUACAAAUAUAAAUAUAAUAUAGAAUGUAUAACAAUGAUAUAUGUAGCUCGAUAUAGAAACGCGUUGCUAACAAACAAGAAAAAAAAAACAAAAGAGAUACAAGAAACCCUUAGCUCUAGUUUGAUUAAAUUAUAAUACUAACCCUAUACAGAUAUUUAUAUAUAUAUACAUAUAGAUUUCCUGCAGUAUAUAAAUAUAAAGAAAUUUGCAAGUUUCCGAGAGAAAAAAACAAAAACAUUCAUAUAAUAUUAUCAAAUUUUUGACUACUACAAAAUACAUCCCAAAUACGCGUGUAUGUAUAUAUAUAACUCUGUACAACUGUUUAUCCCGAUAUGUAAACUAUAUAAUGCUUAUACACAUUUACUUAAUUGCAAAUCAAUUGGUUUGAUCGAGGCGACAUAAGCGACAUCAAGUGGAGAGAGAAUGUCACACCAUUUUUUUUUAAAUGUGAUAAAAAAAAAACAAAACAAGAACUGCAUUUUUCUCAAUAGGUUUUUUUCCAUGCUUUAUAGUCAAAAUGUUGUACCUUAUAGUCCCAAGGAAGACUAUAAUAGAACUGAUUGUCUGUCGGUCUUCCCAAUCUCUAAACGAGAUAUUUUAAAUAGAGCUUUCUUUUUGAACUAAAUUUCAUGCGAAUGUGACAUCUCUGAACGCUAGUUGGCGCUGCUCUAGCAUCGAAUAAAACUUGAGAGAUAUUGUAUGUUUUUUGAAAUGCUUGUUCUCUAGUUUUGAUAUGUUGUAUCGAAUUGAAUUGUUUGCCAAAAAAUAAUGCAACAUCAACUAACUAUUUAAACUAAACCUAAUAACAAUUACUAUUAUCAUUUAGACAAAUUUGUUGUUCAUGCUCAAAAGAAAAAGAAAAGAAAAACAAACUUAAUAACUGAAUAUUCCCAACCUCAUCGAGUGUGCUAUAUAUCAAAAAAAGAAAUAUAUAAGAAAACUAAAACAAAAGAAAAUAAUAAUCCGAAGAACCAGUAAAACAAAAAAAAACUUGUAGUCGAAUUGCCUUUUGUUGCCUGUGUCUAAUGUAUUUAUUAUUGCAAGUUGAGUUUGUCACAGAUCAAAAACUUGAACGGAAACAGAAUUAGUAUCGGAAUCAGAAUCAAAAAUCAAAAUCGAUCGAACAGUUUUGAUUUGGUUCGCUAGCUAGAUAUGGUGUUUUUUUUUUAUAGAGUGCGCGCGCCUAUAAAUAUGCAAUAUGCAAUAAUAAAAUGCCGCUUGCAACUCAGUUUUAUGUACAAAUUAGCGUUUAAACAAUUAAUUAAUAACAAAUUCAUUUGAAUCAUUCAGAGACCAAAACGCAAAACAAAAAAAAACCGAAACUAAAAAUAUUAUAAUUGCAAAAACAAAUAAAAACUA